AAUAUAUUUAAUUUAACACUCUUGCUUUGCUUUAGUUGUCAUUGUCCCAUAUCCACCGAACCAACUUUAACUUGUUAUAUUAUUAUUCCCCCUCCCAUCCCCAUAAAACCCACAACACAAGUCUCUCUUUAUAUAUAUUAUUGGUUCAGUACUUGCUUGCAUUGCUUUCUCCCAAAGUGAAAUAAUAUGGGUGUUCUUGAUUAUUUAUCAAAUUUUUGCACCGUCACCGACACAAGACGACGUACCAAGAGAAGACCAUUGCAGACAGUGGAGAUAAAAGUGAAGAUGGACUGUGAUGGAUGCGAAAGAAGAGUCAAGAACGCAGUUAGACGCAUGAAAGGUGUGAAAACAGUGGAAGUGAUUAGGAAACAACACAGGGUGAUAGUGAGUGGAUAUGUUGAUCCACAGAGAGUGUUGAACAGAAUAAAGAGCACUGGAAAAAGAGCAGAGAUGUGGCCAUAUGUUCCAUAUAAUUUGGUGUCCUAUCCAUACGUAGCUCAAGCAUAUGAUAAAAAGGCACCUUCUGGUUUUGUUAAAAAUGUGCCACAGGCUGUAAUUAACCCUAAUGCUGCUGAAGAAAGGAUUACCUACCUUUUUAGUGAUGAUAAUCCCAAUGCUUGUUCUAUUAUGUGAAGUUUAAGAUUUACUUUUCCCUUCUUAAUUAUUCCAAGAUCAUGUUUUUUUUUUUCCUUGGUCUUUAGGAACUUUGUAAAAGAAUCUUAUAUUAUGUAUUUGUCAUAUUGUAAUUAAGAUCGGCGUUAUAAGAUGGAGCCAAUAGCUUGAACAAUGGAAAGUUACGUUUAUGUAAUGAGCAAAUUGUUUUGUUGUGUUUGAAUUUGAA
Capsicum annuum is the source of this 841-nucleotide messenger RNA. Its product is annotated as heavy metal-associated isoprenylated plant protein 21. The transcript is spliced from 3 exons. Bases 187 to 633 code for a protein of 148 amino acids. The record is from RefSeq and is a predicted model, not a curated record. Gene Ontology annotation, molecular function: metal ion binding. Lineage: Eukaryota; Viridiplantae; Streptophyta; Magnoliopsida; Solanales; Solanaceae.